Messenger RNA from Hemicordylus capensis (graceful crag lizard), 1075 nucleotides. It is a transcript of the gene SUMF2, whose product is annotated as sulfatase modifying factor 2. The record is from RefSeq and is a predicted model, not a curated record. Lineage: Eukaryota; Metazoa; Chordata; Lepidosauria; Squamata; Cordylidae. Gene Ontology annotation, cellular component: endoplasmic reticulum.
AUGCCGAAGCUGCUCCCAUCUCUACCUCUCAUUUGCAACAGGGAGUUUGUGAAGGAGCGGAAGUACACAACCGAAGCGGAGGGAUUUGGCUGGAGCUUCGUCUUUGAGGAUUUUGUGCCCGAAGCGCUGAAGAGGAAAGUGACGCAGAAGCUGGAGCCUUCAGGUCCCGGGUCCAGCAUCAAGGAGAAGCUGGAGUAUCCGGUGCUGCACGUGAGUUGGAACGACGCCCUGGCCUACUGUGCGUGGAAAGGGAAGAGGCUGCUGACGGAAGAAGAGUGGGAAUUUGCGGCCCGGCGAGGCCUGGAGAACCGGUUGUAUCCUUGGGGGAACAAAUUCCUGGCCAACCGCACCAACCUCUGGCAGGGCAGAUUUCCGGAUGCCGACGUGGCCGAGGACGGCUACCAUUGUGUCUCUCCAGUGGCCGUAUUUCCUCCUCAAAACAACUACGGGUUGUAUAACCUGAUGGGGAAUACCUGGGAAUGGACGGCUUCCAAGCAGUACCAGCCUUGCGGGUCUGUGUCCCACCAGCCCGCUCCUGAGAUGCGGGUCUUGCGUGGUGCGUCUUGGAUUGACACCGUGGAUGACUCAGCCAAUCACAAGGCCCGGGUGACUACAAGGAUGGGGAAUACUCCAGGUUCUGCCUCGGACAACCUAAGUUUCCAUUGUGCUAGCAACCUGGCCGGUCAGCCAAGCCCCAAAAAUGUGAAGGAGAGGACAGAGCUCUGAAGAUGUUGAGUUUAAAAGGACACAGAUCAUUUUCUCCUGGGGAGACUGUUGCUGGCAUGCUGCGGUGAGAGGGGAUAUUGUUUGUUAUCUGAGCAAGAAUUUGCAGGGUGGUGUUGAGGCAGCUAAAGCGGGCCAAACAAUAUGACGGAAUAAAUGCAAAGAGGCUACACUGGACAGAACUCGAACGCACAAACGAUGCAUUAUAUGCAGAUGAGCUAUAGUGUCCCAAAAAAGGAGAAAAAGUCAAUUUACAGGAUGUACAUUCGGCCGAAUCCUGAACCUCUCAGAGAGCAGAUGCAAGUGAAAGGUCCCUGGUUCCACCCUGCGCCCCUUUGGUUAAAGGAAUUCA